AUGGUUGCAAUAGUAUACGGGUUCCCUAAUAAGAUUAGUGCUUUGCAAUUUGAACAUGCGUGGCAACAUGGCUAUCAAACUCAUUAUAUUAGUGAAGACGAGAGAAUCGUCAAGGCCAAAAAUGGAGGGAGAAGUUUACACCAUAAGUUAGGUCUAAUCAGGUUGUUAUUAAAACAUGUAUUUUUUCAAUAUAUGAAUUUGAAAGUACAUUUCUUUAACCAUUCAACUAAGGAAAUGUGGGAUAAUAAUAAAUUUAAGAUCGAAAAAAUCACAAACCCACUAACGGUAGAAGAAGCAGAAGGCGCUUUACAAGAUCCUAAAAUUCAAACAGUUGAUGAUAUGAUGGACCAUGCUGCGAUGAAUUUAGAACUGAUUAAAAAGUUCUACAUGAAUUAUGUGGCAAUAGAUGAAAAUGCCUGUCAGUCAUGCAAAAAUGAGCUUCUUGCCGGAGAAAUGCCGUGUGGUAUUUGUGAAAGAGUUUUUGACUAUACAUCUAGUGAUAUGGAUUUGAAGCCUCAUCUGGCGUUCUGUAAUGAAAAUGGCUGCAAGUUCAUAGCUCAUCUCCGUUGCCUCCAUAGAUAUUUUCUAGAUGAUGAACAACUGCGAAUUGGUAAACAAAAUCUAAUACCAAAAGAUGGGAAAUGCCCGGAUUGUGCAGCUCUUUUGAAUUUUAGCACAGUAGUUAAAUAUUCAAGACUUGUGAAGAAGUUUCAUGGUGCAAAUUGA
Naumovozyma dairenensis CBS 421 is the source of this 726-nucleotide messenger RNA. RefSeq names its product endonuclease (gene SLX1). Bases 1 to 726 code for a protein of 241 amino acids. Gene Ontology annotation, molecular function: crossover junction DNA endonuclease activity; 5'-flap endonuclease activity. The transcript has a single exon. Gene Ontology annotation, biological process: double-strand break repair via homologous recombination. The record is from RefSeq and is a predicted model, not a curated record. Lineage: Eukaryota; Fungi; Ascomycota; Saccharomycetes; Saccharomycetales; Saccharomycetaceae. Gene Ontology annotation, cellular component: Slx1-Slx4 complex.